Recurvomyces mirabilis is the source of this 1014-nucleotide messenger RNA. It is a transcript of the gene hrf1, whose product is annotated as Protein transport protein yif1. NCBI's taxonomy places the organism in Eukaryota, Fungi, Ascomycota, Dothideomycetes, Mycosphaerellales, Teratosphaeriaceae. Bases 1 to 1014 code for a protein of 337 amino acids. Gene Ontology annotation, cellular component: endoplasmic reticulum membrane; COPII-coated ER to Golgi transport vesicle; endoplasmic reticulum-Golgi intermediate compartment. The transcript is spliced from 4 exons. The record is from RefSeq and is a predicted model, not a curated record. Gene Ontology annotation, biological process: endoplasmic reticulum to Golgi vesicle-mediated transport.
AUGCAGCGAGGCACGUACGGCAUGCCGCCGGCUAACAGCCCACCUCUUCACCACCCCGUACCACAACACAUCUCCCAAGUCCCGAACCUGCGCUCACCACCUCCACCCGCAUCUCAAAAUGGGGGAUACGGCCAACAAUCUCCGCCGCAAGGUCAACAGGCCCAGAACCCAUAUAUGGCACAAUUCGGCGGCUUCAUGACCGAUCCCACCGCCCAGAUGGGCUUGCAGAUGGGUCAGAGUGCCAUGAAAGUCGGACAAGACUAUGUCGAGCAAAACUUCAACCGCUACGUCAACGUCUCCGCCCUGAAACACUACUUCAACGUCUCCAACUCCUACGUAACCCACAAACUCCUUCUCGUCCUCUUCCCCUGGCGCCACCGCCCCUGGUCCCGCCAACAAACCCACUCCUCCGACCCCUCGGCCCGGGGCACUGAAUUCCUGCCGCCGCGCGAAGACGUCAAUUCGCCAGACAUGUACAUCCCGCUGAUGGCGUUUGUGACCUACGUCCUCCUCACGACCCUAAUAGCGGGCUUGAAUGGGAAGUUUGAGCCGCAAUUACUUGGGAUGACGUUUAGUAAUGCGAGUGUGGUGAUCGUGUUGGAGUUGCUGGUGCUAUGGUUGGGGAGGUACUUUUUGAAUAUUUCGAGCGAGAGCCAGAUUUAUGAUCUCGUGGCUUACAGUGGUUAUAAGUUCGUGGGCGUGAUUGUGACUAUUGCUGUGGCGGCGAGCAUAAAUCGCGGCAAGGGCACGGGAGGAUGGGUGGGCUGGGGUGUAUUCGCGUACACGUUCAUGGCUAAUGCUUUCUUCUUGCUCCGGAGUCUGAAAUACGUCCUCCUACCCUCGGACAACGCACCAGGAAACCCAGGCGUACAGAUCAUCGCCCGCGGCCAACGAAGUCGACGAACUCAAUUCUUGUUCGUCUACAGCUAUGUGGUGCAGUUUGCGUUUAUGUGGUGGCUUACAGCAUUGAACUUCACCACGGGCGUGCCGGGCAAUGCGAAAAGUGGACGAUAG